UCUCCCAUCCGUCCCUGCAGCCGCUGGCCAGUCCUUCUCUGCGUCGCGUCGUCCUCUCCUUUCGCGCCCGCCGCUGCCAGACCUCAUUCCUCAGCGACAUGCCAUAGCGCCGCACCCGACGUCGCGCGCCGCCAUUCACACAAGUCGGGUCCGUUUCGCCAAACCUCCGUAAACCUCCGUCACCUGGGCGCUCCCGCUCGCGAUACAACCCUCCCUUCCCAACUCCCACCUCGUCUCCGUCAGCCCACGACCCGAGGAUCUGGACGAUGACAUCUGCCGUCGCGACUGCGUCCUCGCCAUCACCCUUGAAACCCGUCGCCGGCGCAGCUCGCACGCUGCUGCGCCAGGCAUAGCCGCCAUGUCCUUUACGUCGCGGACGCUCGACCCUAUCGCGCGCUCAAGCUCCGUACGCGCCCGCCGCGAACCCGCAUCCUCGUCGUCCCUGCACUGCUGCUGCGGCCGCCCCGACUGCAUCCUCCUCAAGCGAAAUUGUUCUAUCCUCGAGUCGGUCGAAAAAGAUGUGCACACCGCCGCCCAGCUCGGCCAGGUACGUCCUUCAAGCCCGAGCGCGCGCUCGCCUCGCCCCGGCCCGGUGCAUUCCAGCACCCGCCUCGCUGCCGCGAUCCCCACCGUCUCAUGUCUCUGCGUGCCAGCCGAUUUGUUCGUGUUUUUUGCAUCACUACAGAAUGUUCUCCCGCUAGUUGGGUCUUUGUUUCGUCUUUGCUCGGGUCAUAGCGCCUGGCCGCCGCCGUCGACGCCAUCAUGCAGUCGCUGACGUUCUCGUUGCAGGCGUUGUUGGUUAGGCAUGAGGCCUACAUGGCCGAUGCCGAGCGAGACCGCAUCGAGCUGACCACGCGAAUCCAAGAGCUCGAGCUGGCUAAGCUGGACCUAGAAUCCAUCAACGCGGCCAAGAUUGAAGAGAACCGCAAUCUCCUCGACCAGCUCGAGGCCCUCAACAACACUGUCUCCGACUCCGACACGAGAAUAAAAAGCCUCGAGGCUAGCCUCCUCUCAUCACAACAGAGCGUGCGUCGCCUGGAGGCUGCUGCCGUGCGCGCCGCCGACGCCGAGCGUCACAUAGCCGUCCUCGAGGACGAGCAAAACAAACUCCACGAGGAGCUAAGGUCGAGCCGUGAAGAUGCACGCUCCCACGCGCAACGCUUCAAGGAAGCCCAGCGCGGGCUCACCGACAUGCAGGACCAGCUGGAGCGCAUGGAGAAGGAGGCACGCCAGGAGCGUGAGCGGCACACCGAGGUGGUCGAGCGCAUGGAGCGUCAGCGCGAAAUCGACAAGCAACUCGACAUGGCCGCCGGCCGACUAAAGGGUGCCGCCGCCAGCAAGCAGCUUCAGGAACACAAGAGCAGCAACAAGAUUGUGGGCCAUUUUGUGCGCGACCUGCUCGAGGACAACGCGAAUCUCCAGGUUGGUAUCGCGGAGCUUAGGGAAAUGCUCCUCAAUUCCAACGAUGAGAUCCAGUCUCUGCGAGAACAGCUCAUGUUCCACCAACCUAUUGAGCACGACCAGGCACAAGACUCCAGCUCUGCGUCAACACUCAAGGCCGAGCUGGAGCCCAGCGACGCCAAGAAGCGACUGGCACAGGAGCUGCAUAUCCAUCACCACUACCACGUUACCCCCAAGUCAGAGGCCAAGAAGCCCAAGAAGCGGCGGCAGGCCCUCUUGUCCGGCACGUCCACACCGCCGGUGUUUUCGGCGCCCUCCUCUCCCAAACGUCCUGGUAAAUGGGGUGGUCUUACGCCAUCCCCUACUGCGCCCGCGCUCUUGUCGCACGCAGAUCAAGACGACAUGACGCCGACCAUGCCCAAGGCUCGCAACUCCUGGGCCGGCCGCUCGAACCCGCCUUCUGAAUUCUCCUCAUCUGCCCCCAGCUCACCGCCCUCGGGCCAUCGUCAUGCCGUGUUCGACACGACCUUUGGCGACUCUGACGCUGUUCAAUCACCCACGACCAGCUUCGACCCCAUGUCACCCACCUGGAGGGCUUCGCAUAGCAAGCGAGCAUCUGCGUCAUCGUCUCGAAGCUAUCAGUCCAUGGCCACGUCGCUCGUGGACUCUGUGCCAGACACACCAUGUGGAAACCCGGCGGCUCAUCGUUCGUACAGAGAUCACGUCAUUCAAGAAGAAGAUGAGGAUGUCGAGGAGCUGCCGCCCCUGGACGACCGGCCACCACCUACCGAGAGCGUGCCUGCUGUGCAAGAGCCGGUGGAUGAGCUUGACUCCUUCUUUAAACACCCGAUAUCGCGACCGCAGCUGCGCAGGGUGCCGUCACACGAGUCCAUCUUGUCUCUAACGGGGGGACUCGAGAUUCACACGCUCAAGGCACGGCCCAGUCAGAUGACUCUCCGGCCCAUUGGCGGGGCCGAUGUGGUCGUGACGGGGGUUACAGCACAACCGACGCUGUCUCGGGCCAGUGGGAAGCGCAGUGACGCCGCGCUCCGGGACCACUUUGUCGGAUUCCAAACGCCGAGAUCCGUGUCUAGUCCUAUGGCUCCAGCAGCGUCGCCGGGCCCGUCAUCGACGCCGCGGUCUCGCCCGUUUGGCAAGUGGAGUGGGUGGCGACCCUGGGGUGCCUCGAGCCCCAGCGCACCCAGUCCCUCGCCCAAGACCGCCGAAAGGGAGCGGGAUCGAGACGUCAAUCGCGCGCCGGGGAUCAACCAAGCUGGGGCGAUCCCUGGGUUUCAGCAGUACUGGGCCGCGCACAAGCGCAAAGGCGCGCCGGCCAAGGUGACUGCUGAGACGGUCGAUCGCGACGCCCUGGUAGAAGGCCUGCGAGAGUGAGGCACUCUACUACAUUCGCUGGCUACGGCCACCAUAACCAACAUUUCACUUGACGAAUCGUUUUGUGAGCAUAUCGCUCGCUGCGACGUUCUACCUACCUACCUAUUAAUUCUGCCCUGUUUUUCCCCUUCCUGUCACAAUAGCAUCGAGCAUACAUAUUCGUUGCUCCCCCCCCCCGGCGUUUGCUCAAAUUGCAUAGGCCGCGGAACGGUCACUCUUCGUCUUCUGUUUGUCUUUUCUCUUGUCUGGAUGGACUGCAUAAUUUGGGGAGUUUUGUUUGUGUCGAAGAGAAUGAGGAGCUUGGAGAUACCCGCGCCUGCCUACAAAAAGCCUGCGACUGGCUUUUUUCUUUUGUCCUUGAUCUACAGAUGGUGGGGGAAGAGGCGAUGGGGAGAGUAGUAGCGUUGAAUCAAGAGAUUGAGCUGCACCGACAGCGCGAUUCGUUUACAUGUACAUGUAUAUCAGGCCUGGCAGUUCCACUGACUUUGAAGUCAGCUUCGAACGAUUUGAGGAAGAAUUCAUUGCCGA
Purpureocillium takamizusanense is the source of this 3321-nucleotide messenger RNA. RefSeq lists its product as uncharacterized. NCBI's taxonomy places the organism in Eukaryota, Fungi, Ascomycota, Sordariomycetes, Hypocreales, Ophiocordycipitaceae. The transcript has a single exon. The record is from RefSeq and is a predicted model, not a curated record. Bases 763 to 2793 code for a protein of 676 amino acids.